AUGUGGGUGCGCACCGUGAGGACAGCGGGGGGGCUCCUCCGCGGGGGCCUCCGCUCGGCCCGGCCCGGUGACGUCAGAGCUCAGGGGUCCGGUGACGUCAGCUCAGGUCUGAGGGGCGGUGACGUCAGCAGGUCAGGGAGGACGUGGGUGACGCCCACCGGGUCCUCCACGGGUCUGAAGACCUUCAACAGCCUGACCAGACAGAAGGAGACGCUCGUCCUGGCCAGGGAGGGAGUGGCUACCUGGGCUCUGCCUCCGUCCGGUCACAGCUCAUACGUGAGGUUCGAUAUCCUGCAGAGGAUUCUGUCCCGGCUGUUUGGCAUCACCGUCGUCCACGCCAUGGUCAUCACAGACAUCGAUGACAAGAUCAUCCAGAGGAGCUGGGAGGACAAUGUUUCUCCAACCAGCAUAUCCUCGCUGUACGAGGAGGAAUUCAAGAGGGACAUGCUGUCAUUAAAGGUGAUUCCUCCUGCAGUGUAUCUAAGAGUCACUGAGAACGUGCAUCACAUUGUCGCCUUCAUUGAGGGGAUCAUUAACAACGGACACGCUUACGCCACAGAACAAGGCGAUGUGUAUUUUGACAUCCAGUCCAUUGGCGAUCGUUAUGGCAAGUUUGUGGGAGCUGUGGGUCCUCCUGGAGAACCUGGCAACUCCAAAAAACGAGACUGCAGGGAUUUCGCUCUUUGGAAGCAGUCCAAACCUCAGGAACCUUACUGGGAUUCUCCGUGGGGCAGAGGAAGACCUGGCUGGCAUAUUGAAUGCUCUACCAUCGCUAGCUCCGUGUUUGGGAGUCAGCUUGAUAUCCAUUCUGGAGGUAUCGACCUGGCCUUUCCUCACCAUGAGAACGAGGUGGCUCAGAGUGAAGCCUAUCACCAGUGUGGACAAUGGGCAAACUACUUCCUCCACUCAGGGCACUUACACCUAAAAGGCAGUGCAGAGAAGAUGUCUAAAUCUUUAAAGAACUUUGUCACUAUUAAGGAUUUCCUCCAGUCUUACUCUGCCAAUGAAUUCCGGAUGUUUUGUCUUAUGACCAAAUACAGAUCAGCGAUAGACUACAGUGACAGCAGCAUGUUGGAGGCUCGGACCUCUCUGGGAACCAUCUCCACCUUCAUCCAUGAUUCCACCGCCCACAUCAAGGGUCAGCUGCAGUGUUCACCUGUACGGGAAGCUCUUCUCUGGGAGAGGUUGGCUGAGACUAAAUCCAGCGUGAUGAAAGCACUGGCAGAUGACUUCGAUACCCCAAGAGCCAUCAGUGCUGUGAUGAAUCUGGUUUAUCAUGGAAACUGCCAACUCCAGCCCGUUUCUAAGUGUCAGGGAGUGGCUCGGAGCCCUGCAGUGUUUGGAGCGAUGGUCAGCUACAUCAGAGACAUCUUGGAUGUGUUUGGGAUUGAUCUGCUGCACAGUAAGGAGGCUGGUCUGGUUGGUAGUUGUGGAAGUUUGGAGGUCGUUGUGGAGCAGCUGACUCAUUUCAGAAGUGAAGUUCGAGCGUUCGCACUUGCUCAUCAGGAUGGCCCCACCCAUGGAAGCCCCAACAAACCUGGACUAUACCCAGAGAGAAUCCCUCUCCUCAAAGCCUGUGACACCCUCAGAAAGGACCUGGCACCCUUGGGUGUGCUGAUAAAGGACCGAGGAGCCACCUCCACAUGGGAGCUAACUCAGAGAAAACAAAGUCCGGUGAGACAAAGUGUCCAGGAUAAAGACCAGGAGACAUCCAGCUGAAAUAUGAACUGAAAGACUAUGGAAACGAAAGACUAAACCAUCCAGAUUUCAUAACAACACAAAGUACCUUAAGGUCACAUGCCUGAUGUGCCAGUCACUCUCAUAUCCUUUGCUUCAUAAGUCAGAAGUAGAUUAUAUAAUAAUAACUGUCUAUUGAAGCGGUGUAAUACGUUUGUUUCUUUGUUGUGUUUUUGUGGUGUAGAUUUCAGUGUGUAGGAUGAAAGUUGAAUGGAACACAGAAGGCUAAAUGUGUUUCUCUCUGUCUGAGGUUGAAGAAAACCCACGUCUCUCUUAUGGCUGAGCCAGUGUUUUCCUCCAGUAAUGAGAUCCUGUGCUGAGCCUACAGGACUAUAAUGCUACCACAUGUUUAAAAGUGUCUAACUGAAUGAAAAUAAAAGGAACAGUUCUUGCAUU
Molecule: messenger RNA, 2133 nt
Organism: Anoplopoma fimbria (sablefish)
Lineage: Eukaryota; Metazoa; Chordata; Actinopteri; Perciformes; Anoplopomatidae
Product: cysteine--tRNA ligase, mitochondrial-like
Exons: 14
Coding region: 1-1719 (572 amino acids)
Biological process (GO): cysteinyl-tRNA aminoacylation
Cellular component (GO): cytoplasm
Molecular function (GO): cysteine-tRNA ligase activity; ATP binding
Source: RefSeq, a predicted model, not a curated record